Molecule: messenger RNA, 8745 nt
Organism: Xyrichtys novacula (pearly razorfish)
Lineage: Eukaryota; Metazoa; Chordata; Actinopteri; Labriformes; Labridae
Source: the annotation of a GenBank genome assembly
GGGUUUAUUUUGGAUUUUUUUUUAAUUGGACUGAAACGUCACUGAAACCUUCACCUAAAAUGUUUGCAAUAAAUUAUACAUUUUACCAUCAAAAGUCAGCAGGAUGGGAGUUUUGUCAAAAGUCGCUACUCAUAAGCAAUAUAAGCAGGACUGCUUUGUCCACAGGGGGCACCAAAACUGACCCAAACCAUUAGCUCCUCAUGGGCAGUUGCGCUGUCAUGGGAACUUAAAAAGUCAGACAAUUCAGUCAGAAUUGUAAUCAGCUUUAUUGGCCAAGUAUGCGAACACAUACAAGGAAUUUGACUCUAGUUAACUUUGCCCUCCAUGUACAAACAUUAAACAUAAAAUGUUAAAAAAAAAUGUUACAGAAAUUAAAAAGUAUGUACAAACUGGAGCUAGACAUUUAACAUGUACAACCCAGAGGUGCAAUAGUGCAUUGAUGAGGAGAGCAGUGGAGUGAAGAGUGGUUGAGAAAAAAAUAUAUGCAUGUCAUUAUAUUACAGGUAAAGAUGGCAAUGGCACUUACAGUUAUUUGAACUGUGUCUGGGCACAGCUUUAAGCUAAAUAUCAACACCUGCUUAAAAAUGAGCUAACACAAUGAGGUCAGCAAAUAUUUAUAACCAUGUUCACAUCUUUGGUUUAGCAUAUUAGCACGUAGGAAGCUCAAAUUUUCGAGAUGACUUUCAUUUUGGUGCCACCUUGUGGACAAAAAUGGAUGAGUUCACUCUGUGGUGUCUAAUUUUUUUCCCUUGUGUUUGUAAAGCUUCGCAACAAAGCUGUAUCAAUGCUAUAAAUGACGCCUACCCAUGGCAGAGGUUUCAGACAGCUCCUAUUAACAUUAGUCAGUAGUGUUGCUGAUAGUUGUGUGUGUUUCGUAGGUCAUGAAGAGGCAUCAUCAUUUGUUUUAGACUGUUUUGUUACUGUUUGAAAACUCCUCACAGGAGCUUUAAAGAAUACAUUUGCAGGUACUUGAUGAGAAAUAAGAGUCAUUGUUAAAUUUAAAUCCUGGAGUUUUGAUUUCUCUGUUCAUGGGGAGAAACAUUUCAGUCUUGUCUGGGCCUCAGGGACAGUACAGUUACUUCAAAAUCAAGACUUAAAGCUUUAGCGCCCGUGAUUGCUCACAUCUGUUUCUGCUCCUUUUUUGCUGCAGAAGGCUCAGUCUGCCUGUCUGUGUGAAUGAGCGAGUGUUUGUCUGCCUUCAUCCACAUGCAGAAGCACAUGUCUGUGAGUGACUCAGACUAAUCCCAUUAGAUCUCCCUCUCUUCCUACCUCUAUAUUUACCUCACCCUCUCUCAGAUUAACCUGGGUAUUUUCUGCAAGUGCCUCUGCAGAUCAAUAGCCAUUUUUCUACACUACAACCUGCUGGGGUUUUACUAGAACCAGGCUCCACUCAAACUAUUGACACAUCCUCUUCAUUUCCUCCAUGUUCUGCAUCCUGGCUGUUGAAUCUGCUCCAUGUACAGAGGAAUAGUCACAGCAAUGCUUUGAGGGUGUAAAUGAGUGAAAGUUUGGCUACUAAAAAUGGGCCGGAGCGGGUAGACUUCACCUGAUUCUUACAUGAAACAACUUUGUGUUUUGUAUUGUUUCCUCUCUGUCUUUCCUUUCACCACUUAACCCACAUGUCAGUGUUCUCUUUGCAAUCCAAUUUGUCUCGUUUUUCCAUCCUCCUUAACCCUCCUCCCUUCCUCUGACAGUAAUGAGAUUGCUACUGUUGAGCUGCAGUUUAAGUGGCCACACCACACACGAUCUGUCUCACACGCACAGAAGUAACCUUUGCCUCUGAAUUACAGCACCGCCACACCUCCAGCUAUCUGUAAUCUCCCUUAGUCGACCGCAUAGAGCAGAGUAAAGAAAUUACGAGGGAGAGGGGUGAAAGGCAGUGAAAGGUGCCACAAAAAGAAACAAACUUCACAGGAUUUAAAGGCGGACAGAAAGCAAAUCAAAGAAAGACGACAAUGGCUUGAAAGAGAGCAGGAACUGGAUACUUUUCUUUCCCUUAUAGGAGUCAAGGAGUUUCAAGGUGAGGUAAAUUACUUAUGGUGUAUGUAGCUGCCACAGCACCUACAAAGAUUGAUGCUCUGUGAGAUUAGCUUCCACCAAAACAGGGCGGUGUUGGUUUCUAACAAGGGUGAUCGAUCAGUUUCACAUACUGAACCAUACGUUUGUGAAAUACGUCUUCCCAAUGUAGGAUUUAAGCCUUGACCUUCGUAAGUCUUCCUCUAAAUCCUCUCUUUUUUUCCGUGGUAAGUUGCAAUGCUGCUCAAUUUCUGACAUUUUUCUCCUUCUUUAGCCUUGGAAGUUUCAGUCUGGAGUUUCAGUCUCAAAAUGGAUCUGGCACAGCUCAGAGCCACAGAGCCAAAUCUCAUUUGUGAGGUUAUCGUUGUCAAUUCUCAGCCUGCAGCGACUGCUGUGACAGAGAAAUACAAGCUGGCCCAGACAGAUAAAGCACAUCUCUGAGCUGUUAGGCCUCAACUUUAUUUCUAUGUCUAAAAUUUAUUUCUUCUGAGCUUUUUUUGUUCUGAGCCACGAAGACCAAAUGAAUGGGCGACUCCUCUUGACCAGCUGAUCCUGGAUGUGCUGUGAUGUCGUAUUUAGAUUAUCCUUUUUCUACAGAACGAUUGUAGCUUAGACCUUAAAAUCCCUUUGGCAGGCCACAAGAGCACAGGGGAACAUAUAUUCUAUUUUAACCACAGUGGGAGUCACAAUAUUGGGCCGUCUUUGGUUCAGUACUUUUACCCAAGCUUAAUUAAGCAUUCAAUUACUCAUUUAUAACACCAAAUCAUAACAUAAUGUAUUUAUGAAAUCUUAACAAAAGAAGCAAGUCCAGGCAUAGUCUCUUGUAUUUUUUAGGGGGAGUCUCACAUAAUCCAUCAUGAGCUUGUACUUGGCUCCUUUGAAUUGGCUGAAAUCUUGAACCAGGCGUAUUAGUGAUACACCGUAACAUAAUGUGACACCUUCUUCUCUUUUUGGAUAAAUGCAAACCAGGAAAACAACCGUGGUGUGUCCGACAGUCUGAGCCUUUAUCAAGAUAAUUAAGGACAAGCCUGAGGAAGCCCUAAAUGUAAGCUUCACGAAAUGCUUUAAGCCUGUUCUUGAAAAUAGAGAGGAUGUCUGACUCUAAACCCUGACUGGUCGAUGAUUCCAAAGAAGAAGGGCCAGACAACUGAACGUUCUACCUCCCAUACUGCCUUUUGUCACAUAAGAUAUGAUAACCAAACCUGCAAUCUGGGGGUGCAGUUAUUUAUCUAGACACAUAGACUGUAUAUACUAUGGACAACUUGGUUCCAUGCUGUGAUGACGCUCGGCUGAACCAGCGUAUCCCCCGGGUGAGCUACGCAAUCUUCGUACGCCCAUAGACUGUAUCAAGUGUCAAUCAUAGAAAACAUGAACCCCUAAUAACUUUUUAAAAUGGAGCUGUACAGAAAAAAGAGGACUUGAACACAAACCAGUCUUACAAUAACUACAUGUCAACAUCGCAAGCAGGGGGGAGAAAAAUUUAUAUACUGUGUAAUUAAUUUCCAAAGUUUGUCCACAGCUCCAUAGAGAUUGUUGGAGGAGGCAGGAUUUAUGACCUAUACUGCAGCCUGUCACCAGAAGGUGCUGUUCUCGGGUUGACUUCACGCAGUGAGGAGGCAGACUCUGUCCAUUCUAUAUACAGUCUAUGGAUAGACAAUAGAAAAACUACCAGCUCUGAAAGAUACGAUGGUGUUUGAUUAUGAAGAGCUUUUGUAAAAGGAAGUUUAAAUUCUAUACUGGGAGGCAGUGCAGAGAAGCUGAUACAAAGUACGAGUAGCAGCUGAUGGUUCCUGGGCUUGUAUCAAAUCAAACACAAACAAAUCCAGCGUCUGUACAGUAAACAAAUGUCUUAAAGUCAGUUUGUAACCUCCUAUCUCUGCUUAUGUUUUUAUCCUUUUAGACUUGUGCAACUCCUCAGAUAUCGUCAUCAUAGCUGUCAGCAGCAGAUAUUUUCAAUUAGUUUAGAGACGAUUAUCCCUCACUUCUUUAUAAAUUCAUUAUUUUGCAAGGAUGGGUAGUUAUUACAGAUUGAAGCACCAGAAAUGACUUAAUUUAUGUACAGAGGUAAGGUUCUUUCUUUCAUUGUUCUUGUGCUUCUGCCCUGUAAAUAAAAGCUAUUUUCACUUUAAAAGUUUCCUCCACUACACUCAGUACACUAACUUCAGGUUAUGUGCAAAGGAUAAACUGCAUAGACUUGCAGAAAACUGAUCACUGCAUAUGUUUUCAUGUCUGUCCUGGACCACAGUAGCAUUAUCCAAAGACAUACCUCUGCAGCCAUUCUUAAACAGUUAAUCUCUAAACCUUAAGAUUUAUCACCUGGGACAGCUACCUCACACCAUUUCAGCCUGUAUGAGGAAGUAUGUUGAACAGCUACACGUCACAGGCUCUAGUUUUUGCUUUCUUUGCACAAACAUUGAAUUGUCAAUAACAGGUUAAACUCAACACAACUGUUUAGAUACAUCAGUUUUAAAACCCCGGUUCAAAGCUUUGGAUGUUUUUUGUUGUAAACUGUUUUGUGAUUGUAAAUUUACUAAUACACACAAGUUUUGAUUUGGGGUUUCAUGUUAAUUUCUACAUACCCACUUAUUCUUUUCUGUUGUACUCUCGACAUCAUUGAAGUGAGGGCAUUGAUUUCUUGAGUUAUAGACAAUAGUUGAAUGUCUACGAAAAUCUGCUUCUGUUUCCAGUUCCAUCCAGUCAGUCUAGAUGAAGCAGAGUUCUUCGAGUAACUUUUAAUAAGCCGAAAAAUAUUUCUCCCAACGUGAAAUUCAAUUCAGCCUCGCUUAGUCAUGAAUGUUUAAUUCCAGGAAGAAGUAUGAUUUGAAACUAAGUGUCCUAGGGCUGAUAAACCAGAAUGCAUUGCAGCCUCAGUGUGCGGUCUUGCGAUUUUGAAGUAAUUAUCUUUCUUCGGCGGUGUACCUGGAGCUGCAGAAAAUGUCUGAUGAUCUCUUCAUGCUUUAUAGAAUUAUAAGAGAAUCUUUUUUUUUCAUCUGGGCUGCAGAUAUAUUCAUGCACAUCAGUAAACUAAUCUGUAUUUUACCUCUCUUUCUCCACAGACAACCUUUCUGCAGUCAUUCCCUUCAUCAUGGUGGACCUAUUUUUAGACCGAGUCCUGGUGAAGAACAACUGGGACCAGGAUCAGCUCAACACAGAGCGAGAAAUCAUAGGAAUCCUCGAAAACCGCAUUCUCAUGCUGUUCUUUGCAUCUGCUGAGUGUGAAAAGUGCCAGGACUUCCUACCUGUUCUCAAUGACUUCUUUAAGAAACUGAAAGAUCCUGCAUACAUUGAAUACCCCAAACUGCUUGCGCUCAUCUAUGUCAGGUCUCUAUCUCUCUUUUCUCUUUAUCUUUUUGAUUCACACAUGUUAUUGCAUACGCUCACACUCCUGCUGGUCUUUUUUCACAUUCAUGAGAUUUCCAUUUUUCCAUCUUCCCUCUCCAGUGUGGACCAAUCAGGGGAGCAGCAGGAGAGAUUCCUCAAAGAGCUCAACAAAAGGAUUCUGUUUGUGGCUUUUGAGGACCCAUACAGGAAGUAAGUCCACCAAAAGAAGAUGUAUGUUCAUGAUUUUUGAUCAUUUCUAAGUGCAUCUGUGAAUAUGUGAAGUCAAACAGCCGUAGGCUUUAUUACGACUACUUUAAUUAUACAUUAAAAGAUCCCUUCGUGUUUGUCUGCUCUCCAGAGAACUACAGGCCAUGUUUCAGGUGAGUGAUGUGCCCACAGUCAUCGUCCUUCGUCCUGACGGCUCCAUCCUCUCUCCAAACGCUGUGCACGACAUCUGUCGAUACGGUUCAGACUGUUUCCAGGACUGGCAGGAAUCGGCAGAGCUCAUUGAGAGGACCUUCAUGUUCAACGAGGAGUACGACAACCUGAACCCACGCAGUGCCACUGAACCUGUGAGGAGACUCAAGUACAAGACAGAAGACGACAAGAGGAAGAAGAGGUGGUGGAAGUUUUGGGGGAAGGACAAAGAUCCAUAUGAAGAGGAGGCAGAGAGGGAUGGAGACUGGGAUUCAAAGAGAAAAGAUGGAGACCAUGGACUUUGGAGAAUAAGAUGAAGAGAAACGAUUGAAGAAAAACAAGUCUAUAUAAAUGUAUAUAAGUAUCUAUACGGCAGAGCCUUUUGGUUUGAUUGUCUUACAGCAAGUGGAGCCUCAUAAAUAUUUCAUUCUUGGUUACUGAUGCAGAAGCCUCUUUAAAGACUGUUUAGAGAAACACUGAAAUAUUUUCUCUGCCAGCAUUGGGUUUAAAAGUAGGAUUUUUCAAAGAAGUGUUUUGGUAUUCUUGGCAGGUAAAAGCAUCACGUAGCUGUGUCUACCUGCAAAAACCUUCAAAGUCUUUGAAAAACACUGAGUCCCUCUCCAUAGAAAUACAUUUCUAUUAACAUUAUUUUAUACUAUAUUUUCUAAUAGACUCUUCCUCUUUCUUAUUUUUUAUUAAGAAUGUUUUGUUAUCUCUUUGAAAAUGUAAUCCAGCCCAAUGUUAUUUUCACUAAAUAGAUGGAGAAACUGUCAGGAAAGUUUCAACUAAUGAUUAUCACAGCCAACAAUUGUGGGAAAAAAUGCUCCCAGUCAUUGGCAAGACAAGAUUAGAGCCACACUGUUUUCCAUCGAUAAAUGUACAUGUCAUCAUCCAUCUCUAGAGAUGCUGUAUCAGCCCAGAAACGUCUUAUUAUACUCUUAACAGUGUUUGACUCUGCAUCAUCUAUUGUCAAAAUAAAAACCCCUUAUUUUUAAUUUUUUUUUUAAUACAAAAUCUCCAAAAAUAGUUUUCUGGGUGCAGUGAAGUAUACCUUGCUUUCAUCUGUCAUCUCCUUUGACAUGUGCUGUGGUACUGGCCACAGGCUGUACUAAAGGCCAGCUGGAUAGCUUGGUUACUGAGUCUUCUUCGGCUUCUCUGUAUUUUACAGUGUGUGGUGACCAUCACAGGAAACCACUAUAGCCCCUUACUAUGAACCAACUACUUACACAGUAUACAGCAAACUUAUUUUUAACAGAGUAUCAAUAUUUCAUUUUGGACAGCCCUCCUGCAAAAAUAGAGAAGUUGGGUUGUGGGUUUGGGGUGCUGGGGCUGACCUUGACCCUUUGCAUCACGUAUUACUCCAUGCUUUACAUUUCCUGUCUCUCUUUAGCUGUUUCAUCAAAUACAGGCAAAAUAUGCCCAUAAAAGGAAAGAGGUCAUGUUUUCAGUGGUUAGAGGAAGCAUCAUCAUGACCAAGAAUCCCAAUUUAAAGGUCCACAAAUGAUUUUUUGUGUAUUGUUGAGACGUGUAGUGAAAAAAUGGGGUUACUGUUCAUGACAAACCCAAUGGUGCAGCUUUUUUUUUUCACCUCUUUAGCUCAUUGUUUACAGAUAGUCUUGUUCAUAUCAGUGACACUUCCAGUGAUACUUCCUAAUCGGUAGUUUGGAAACAACCAGUGCAAAAACAAACAGCACACAGCCGAGGUUUUCUCUGUGUUAGUCUGACUGACAACAUGGUAGAAAAAAUUAAGUUGAGAGGACACCAAAAACUCACAAACAAGCCCCGUCCCUUUGACUGUUUUUUCUUUUUUUGUGUACAACCCAUGUCUGCUGAAGUGCUGUUUGGUUAACACUUCAGAAACUAAAAUCAAAGACAAUGCAGGAUAUGUAAAGAAAGAGGAAAAGAAGAAUAAAUGGAGCACCUAAACACAUUGGGUGGCAACAAACAUGGUUUUAAAAAAGGUAAUGUCGCUCAUUUUCUACCAGCAAAAAUGUAAUGUUGCUCCAAAAUGUCUCCAUCACAUGUCCAUUAUUUGUUUCUUGAAGUUGUAAAACUGUCCAGCUUUAAUGACCCCAAGAGACAAAGAACAUAAUUGCAGUUAAUACCAAAAUAGGCGCUGGCGCCUGCUGGUGUUUUAGCAUUAAAAUCAAUUAUCUGUCAAGCACUGACUGUAUGUCAUCCACUGUUCAAAGUUAUUUUUGUUAUUCUCUGUUUAUCACAGCCCUAAUUUAAGAUUAAUGUUGUUUUGUUAUUGGAUAGUUCAAAAUAAGCACUGUUGAUCUCUGUUAAGGAAUAAAUGUCCAUUUCUGUUGUUUCAUGGCCAUAUUGUGCUGUUCCCAUUUGAGUAGAUCAGACUACCACUAACCAGACGGUCCCUGUGGUUCUGCUCCUCCAUUAGUUACUGAAUAAUAAAAGUCUCUCUGUGGCUCAAUUCAUUACGGCCAUUUUAUUUUUUCAAGCACAUGUAAUUUCUAUACUUUCUCUUUCUCAGUCACUGCCUGCUCACACUCUCGCACACACACACAAACACACACGCACAAUAUAAUCACUGUGAGCACUUUACGUCCGCUGUCCUCCUGUCACCUUGUCUUUCAAUCCCCCCUCUCAGACAGAGGAGGGAGGUGGAGCGAAGGGGCACAAAGGAAGAGCCAGUGAGCAGUUAUCAAGGUGAAGGAGACUCAGGCAAUGAGUAAACGUGACAUAAACUGACAGACUGGGAAGUGAGUCAAGUAUGACCCAGGAGGAGUUGAAAGGACAAGAAAAAGUAUUUUGAAGGUUGUUUUCUUUUUGGAUUUACGGCCUCAAGGAGAGAUAAUAUUUGUAAGAGGUAAGCAACUGUGAGGAUUAUCCGAUUGAACAGCAAGCGAGAUGGACUCAUGAUUAAGAGGAGGUUUGUCAUUGUGAGUGCAACGCAUACAGGUUUAAUAACAUAGUAAUUGGGAAUCAUCAGAAACAUAGUAUGCAAGAUAAACCUGUGAAAGAAACAUUUGG